Messenger RNA from Hylaeus anthracinus, 2330 nucleotides. Its product is annotated as mpv17-like protein 2. NCBI's taxonomy places the organism in Eukaryota, Metazoa, Arthropoda, Insecta, Hymenoptera, Colletidae. The transcript has 4 exons. Gene Ontology annotation, biological process: mitochondrial ribosome assembly. The record is from RefSeq and is a predicted model, not a curated record. The coding region runs from base 605 to 1228 and encodes 207 amino acids. Gene Ontology annotation, cellular component: cytoplasm; membrane.
UAUAUUAUUUUUCUUUUUAAACAAUUCUACCGUUUUUAACUUUAACCGAUUGUACUUGAAGAUAAACAACAAUGACACGUGCAUAACACUAGUCGACGCGACGGUUCACUGAUCACAUUGUUAGUAUUUUUUCCAGGUAGAAAAUAAAAGAGAUAAUGCACAAACAUGUAGAAAGUACUGCAGAGUGGGGUUGCCCCCACUAUGUAUGGUAGAAUGUUUGAUUGUGUGAGACGCUAUAAUUGUCACCGUAUCGCCAAUUUUAUACUAUUAACUCGCGGAUUUAUAGUGCACCAUGAUAACUGCUACAUUCGUCAGUGAAAUUUGCUUCGAAAACUUAGCUUUUUAGUUAGUUAAAACGGUAUGUUACGGGGCCGUGUUCAACCAAGGUUUCGUCUUCACAAACAUCAAAGGAUCAAGAAUAAUCGCAUUAUCAUAUAGCAGUAAGAGAAAUAUUAGAAAGAAAAUUUUUUGAAGUUUUCCUUCAAUUAAAUUGAAGAGAAUCGUCUUGUAAGACAAGGGUUUAGGAAGCAACCAACUCAGUUAAAGAAUUCUGCAGUAGGAAGAUCAGGAUAAAAAGGAUUGCUGAUUAGAGUUCAUUUUGCAAAUGACUGUUUGGCGGAAAUUGUUUGGCAAAUACCUCCUGGUCACGAAUACGGUGAGCUGUGGUUUGAUGAUGGCGACAGCAGACAUUUUUCAACAACGCAGCGAACACUGGAAGAGAAACGGCAACUAUUUCCCAGGUGGAAGCCACGUAAUGGCAGCAACUCUGGAAGCUGAUCAUGAGGAGUUCAGCAACCUAGUGGCUUCUGGCAAAGAAAUGUACGUGCACGAUUAUGUGCGAACUAAGAAUAUGACAACCGUGGGUCUGGUUCAAGGUCCUUUUCAUCAUUGGUUCUACAUGCUCUUGGAUAAAGUAUUACCCGGCAGAAACGCAUUAUCCGUCGUUAAAAAAACCUGUAUCGAUCAAACCAUAGCAAGCCCCACAUGUUUGGGUAUAUUUUUCAUUGGUCUUGGAAUAUUGGAACACCGCAAAAUCGAGGAGAUCUGCCAAGAACUAAGACUGAAGUUAUACGACACGUGGAAAGUUGAUUGCUGCUUUUGGCCUCCGACGCAGUUUGUGAAUUUCUUCUUCAUACCCUUCCGGUACCGAGUGCUAUAUACAAAUUUCAUGACCAUGAUCUACGACGUUUUCUUAUCUUAUAUGAAAUAUGACGCUGAAUACCAGUAAUGAGAAAUCUCAGGGCUAGUCCAACCGAAACGAUCGUACAAAUCAUUACGGUUCUAUUCAUUUUUUCAUUCAUCAAUUAUUAAUCAUCUAUAACUGUAAACAUAAGACUAUAAGUUUACAAAUGUAAAAAUAAGUAUGUAAUAUAACCAAAGUAUACAAAGCAAUUUUGUUUUACUUGUGAAUAAAGAAUGUUACACAAUUCCGUUAUCGUGUUUGGGAAUCAUUGGUAUCCUUAUAGUUAGACGCGACUAUACGAUAACGUUAAGCGCAAUAACUUCUGCAUGCGUUCGGUUACAUUGCGAUUGAUAAGAAUUAAGAUAAAAAAAGGGAAAGCAAAACAUAGCAUCCUAAUACAUUUGUUUUGCUAUCAUGCAAGUACGAAGUAUUCUUAUCAAUAUAAUACUGGGAAUUAAUAGCUCAACUCGUAUGAAGUUAUUAAAAUUCAUUUUAGGCUUUGUGCAAACUUCAUAUAAAUAUAUAUAUAUAUAUAUAUAUAUAUAUAUUUCAUUAAUGUUCCAUAAUUAUGAUUAUUGUAGACCUUUUUUCUGAACAAGACUAAAAUUAUAGACACAAACUUGACAUAAAUACGCGCAUAGAGCUCGUUUUGAUUUUAUUAUUAAAUUAUUAAAAGUCUAAUCAAUAAAUUAAAUAUAUAUUGUGUAAAAAACAAUACUUCCUUUAUUACGGAAAUAUAAUUAAAAUUAGAAAACGAUAAGUCGUAAACAAACAAACGAUUUCUAUUGCGACAUAGCUUUUCAUAAAGUCCGAUUUAGGAAUAUGUACGGGUAUCUGGCAGUUCUGUUUAUUGUUUCACUCGGUUUAUUGUUUGUAUUUACAUUCAACUGAUCGCUAUUUGCUCGCUGGCGACUGUCGGCUUAGAAGACUUUGUAAUCCCGUUGCCGCCGAAUGUCAAACAAAAGCUGUCACCCUAAUAAACAACUUCCUUUCAAUGAACGGUUGUAACCAGUGAUAACAAAACUGAACAAAAAUUCCAUCAAGAUGCAUCAGACAUCGACGUGUCUCAUACACGUCAUGCAAAUAAAAUAUUGAUAAGCAUUCUAUUAAAACUCAUUUCAAUCAGAACAAACAUAUAUAUAUAUAU